AUGAUAGCUUUUCAAUGGCUGACUAUAUCAAUGAUUUUAAUUGUACUAUCAUUAAUACAUAUUGAUGCAUUAAAACAUCGAUCUGUUCGACAAACUACAAUUAAUAAAUGUCUAACUCCAGAUAUUCCGAUAUGUGAUUUCGUUCAAUGUGGAAAUGGAAGUUGUGUAAAAGAUGAAAACAGUCUCAAUUGUUAUCAAUGCAAAUGUUCUCCUGGUUAUGUAGGUCAACUAUGUGACGAAACUAUUGUUCUUCCAUCUUCAUGUAAUCCUGUAUGUCAAAAUGGUGGAACAUGUGUAAUGAAUGGAGCUGCUUAUACAUGUAGCUGUGCAACAGGAUGGACUGGACCAAUCUGUGACAUACCAGAGCAUAAUUGUCCUAUUGGAUUCUGUCAAAAUGGUGGUACAUGUCGAAUGGAUGGAAUGAAUCCAUAUUGUAAUUGUCCAACAAUAUAUACAGGUCAACGAUGUGAAACAUUAAUUCCAGGAACAACGACAACACCAUCAACUACAAUAACGACACAAUAUGUCAAUCCUUGCAAUCCGAAUCCAUGUUACAAUGAGGGUGCCUGCUUUCGACAUGGUAAUAGCUAUGUGUGUGUUUGCAAAUCACAAUUUACAGGUAGCCUAUGUGAAGUGCCUCGUAUAACAACGACACCUGCAAUCUCUACAAUUAGGUGUACGAGCCAACCCUGUCAAAAUGGAGGUACUUGUUUUGAUUCUGGUAAUUCAUACUUUUGCUAUUGUGGACCAAAUGGUCGUUAUACUGGUAAAAACUGCGAAAUAGUUAAUGCACCAUCAGUAUCCAAUUGUCCAUUAAACUGUGCACCUGGAUAUUGUGUAAAUACUGGUGUUAGUCAAAAUGCAUAUGCUUGCAUAUGUAAUGGUGUAAUGACUCCAACAAGAUGUCCAUUGAAAUAA
Messenger RNA from Rotaria sordida, 918 nucleotides. The record is from the annotation of a GenBank genome assembly. NCBI's taxonomy places the organism in Eukaryota, Metazoa, Rotifera, Eurotatoria, Philodinida, Philodinidae.